AUGGCGCCCGUCGCGCGCGCGCCGCCCGUCGCGGUGACGCCGCGACGCCGCGUCGCGUGCGCUGGAACGCGAGCUCGGGACUCGAGCGACGCCGUCGGCGACGUCGCCCGCCGCGCGUGUUUGCUGUUCGCCCCGUCCGUCGCCGCGGCGCUGGGACGCCGCGCGGCUUUCGCGGACGAAGCGUCGGUGAAAAUAGUGCGCGACGUCGCGGGAUUCGGCGCCAAGGAGGCGACGAGCAAGAGCUUGGUGUUGGUCAAGUACGAGGGCACGCUGGCGAGCGACGGCGCGGUGUUCGACACCACCCUGGGCGGGCGAGUGUACGCGACGAGCUCCUCGGGCGUGGGCUCGGUGAGCAUAGCGCCCGCGGCGGCGAGACCGGUGGUCGUCAAUCUGAGCUCGGACGCCCCGGUGCCCGGGGUGCCCGAGGGCUUGCGCUUGGGCAUACGCGGCAUGCGCGUCGGCGGUACGAGAACGUUCGAGGUGCCGCCCGAGUUGGGAUUCGGGUCGGCGGCGGCGCGGUCGCCGUACGCGACGAUUCCCGCGAACAGCGCGUUGAAAUACGAAGUGACGCUGUUGCGUCUCAGCGACACCGGACCGGACGCGUUGUACGCCGGCAUCUCGCGAUGCGGUCUCGGCGGCGCGUCGCAGAUGAGCGACGGGUGCGCGAGCGUCGAGCCCAUGGAAUAG
This is a messenger RNA of Ostreococcus lucimarinus CCE9901, 687 nucleotides long. RefSeq names its product peptidyl-prolyl cis-trans isomerase, FKBP-type (gene FBP17-1). The coding region runs from base 1 to 687 and encodes 228 amino acids. The record is from RefSeq and is a predicted model, not a curated record. Gene Ontology annotation, cellular component: chloroplast. The transcript has a single exon. NCBI's taxonomy places the organism in Eukaryota, Viridiplantae, Chlorophyta, Mamiellophyceae, Mamiellales, Bathycoccaceae. Gene Ontology annotation, molecular function: peptidyl-prolyl cis-trans isomerase activity.